AACGUGGAAAGGACGUUGCUACCAGCGACGAAUGGGGUACCAGCAGCUCCAGCUGCUCGUGGUAUUAUGGCUGUGGCAUGUUGGGGAGUAAUUAGAACAAGUGCCAAGAUGAAGUUGCACAACUAGAGCUACGCAGAGAGAGAGGACAAAACUUCGUUGAGAUCUUCAACUUCAUCAUCUUCCCCAUCCACAUCCCGGCAAUAGCAAUUCUUGUCUAAAUCUAAUCCUCCGCGGCCGCAAACUACAGCGCAGCUGCCAUCAAAACCAGUGACACCUCCAGGAGGUGGGGCCUUAGAGAGUAAGAUGGAAACUCAGUCUACCUCUGUGCCAACAGUAAUGAUGGGAGCAAAUGCUGCAACGCCUGGAUUACCAGCACAACAAACGAAUAGUGCUCCACCUCCAACUGCGAAGCCACAACCCGUAUGGCUUUUUGUUUUUCUUGUACUCCCAAUUUUACUUUCAUUCCAAUCUCGUCUCAAAGCUCGUUCCUAAAGGGAAUAAAUACUCGACGUAAAGAAAAUGACGCAGAGAUCACCCGGCUCCCCGUUCCUCGCUCUAACAACUCCCGCCAACACCACGCCGUCUUUGAAUAAGGCUGCUAUGGAUGCGGAUCUGUCGGAGGCCAAAUGGAUGGCGAAUCAUAUCCAGAGGCAUAUGGCUGCUCAGUCCAGUUCGUCUUUGCAGGUGGAUCGACUUACGCGAGAAGUCGAACGGUUGAAGUUAAGCCUGGUGGCGAAAUCCUCAAAAUGAAUACUCGUCAGUCUGAGGGACAGGGUGGAAUCAAAACUUCUAUUUUUGCUCGAUAUCAGAAACAUCACAAUCACUCUCGAAAAGCAACUAGGGCCUACUUCUAAGCGCAGCGGAAUCAGCUAUGUUGAGGCAGGAAGUAGCAUCAGAGAAGCACAAAGCGACAAUAUGGCAGGAACAACUGCAGCAGCAAGAGGGUGCUUGGAAAUCAGAGAAAAGCUCUUUAGAGCGCCAUCUUAAAGGCGACAAGGACCGAGAAACUCAGUUACAGGCACAGAUUCGAGAAUUGCAAGAAAACUGUCAGGCACAAGUGGAAGCGUUCAGGUAUUUGUAUCGAUUCCUACAGCUGCUUUAUUUAUUGAGUCGAUUUGUUCGCCCUAAAUUCGGGUGAAAAAUGACUCGGCGAGGAAUGAAAGCGACAACAGAGCAUCUUCUCUCUUCAAAUGAGUUUAACUGCCAAAGUUUUAAUUUCAAAUUUCGAGAUAUUUGAGCUAAACGAAAUUUUUUGAUUUUAUGUGAAAAUAGAUGAAUUUCAAUGUAGACGGCUUCGUUUACAUGUGAUUAGUAUGUCGUGACAUGUCUAGGAAAUGUGAACUUUUAAGGUAGUUCCAGAUUUCAAAAGCAGUCUCUAUCGUAAAAUUUUGAUUUUAUCGUAAAAUAAAUCGAUUAAAAUCUAUACAGGUCCAUUUACAUUCAAUCAGUAUUCGGUGGCAUGUCUAGGUUUUGAAAUUUCAAGAUCGUAAAAUUUUGAUUUUAUUCCAAAAUAAAUCAAUUUAAAUCCAGAGAGUCACGACGGCAGCAACAAGCAAAAAGAAACAAAUAUGUUCACUUUUCUAAUCAACGUCCAAACUCCACAUUAAUCUUUCCAAAAUCAGGAAUAAGGAAGCCUUGCAAUCCGAGUACCUCGACCAAGUUCGUGGUGAAGUGGAGAAGCAGAAACGCUCGGCAACAACAUUGGAAGCCGAAAAUUAUGAUCAGUGGAAAAAUACUAGUACAACUACCAGUGUUGUGAUCUGUUGUGAUCCUUCAAUUUUUCAUUAUACUAAGUGAGUGUGUGAUACUACCAGAAGCAGGUACUACUAGGUUGCACCAUCGAAAAGAAAAAGACCUCUUCAACUUCAUCUCCUGAUCCUUCUCCUACAUAACAAAAAAAUUUCAGAAUCAGCACUUACUUCUCCUCCUAGUCCCCUUCUAAUGUCCAGCAGAGUUGCGAGAUCAAUUGCAGAAACAAAAGCGAGAGUCUGACGAUGCCUUGCGGGAAUUGCAGGGGGAAAAAGAUCGGGCGGUUUGGAUGGCACAACAAGACGAGAGCACGAAAUUAGUCGAAAAAGAAGCUGCUUUUGAAAAAACCAAGGCGGAUCUUGACGAAAGGGUAUUAUUGGCGAUUGAUGUGACGUUGUGGUCGUGGAUACAUGAUGAUGUGUAAUUUCAACAUCUCCAAGUAUUGAAGAGUAGCGAGUAGAGUUGUAGAGCUGAACUAAGGACAAGGAUUUGCAUGCAAUGAUACUAAGACUCAACCACAAUAAUUCUUUCCACCCCUCCUCGACAACGACCAGGUCCGCACCCUAGAAUCGCAUUUGCAGCGUACUCGGGUCAAAGUUGCGGAGUACGAGACGCAGAUAGCGGAAGCAGCCCGUAGUGCGGAUGUCGACAGAGCUCGGACUGAGACUUUGCGGCAGGCGCUGACUCAAGCCGAGGAACAGAAUAAGCUUCACACUCUCCAGUUAGACCAGACCCGUAGUGCUCAACAGGCGGACACUGAUCAACUGCAGCACAGCCUCUCCCAAGAACGUCUCCUACGCGAAGAAAAGGAACGCGCACUUUUGGCCAAGGAGAGUGAGUAUGCGAGCUUGAAACGCGACAUCGACGCGAAACAAGUCUUGCUACGAGAAGAGCAAGAGCGAGCAGCGUCACAACUUCAACAGCUUGGGGAUCGAGUGAGGGAGCAGCAGAAUGUGAUUUCGCAAAGAGAUCACGAAUUGGCGCAAGAACGCGCAAUGCUGACGCAAGAAUUGGAGUUAAGAACAGGACAUGAGGAGUGCUUUUUUCAAAUUUUUCUCUACUCGUCCCGUCUACCUACCUACUUCUCAACCCUGCUCUAAUCCUCCAAACCCGUUCCCAGCUGCAGGAGGACGCUCACCGGGAGCGACGUGCACUGCAGGAAAACACGCAAAUGUGGCAGGGCAAAUACGAGGCUUUGCAACGCAGGGUCGAGACUGAUACGCAACAGACGCGCGACGACGCGACUAAGGAAAUCGAGGAGCUGACUCGCCGGGUCGAAUCCAGCAUGACCGAAAUCCAGCAA
Amoebophrya sp. A25 is the source of this 3052-nucleotide messenger RNA. NCBI's taxonomy places the organism in Eukaryota, Dinophyceae, Syndiniales, Amoebophryaceae. The record is from the annotation of a GenBank genome assembly.